CAAAUACACACACACAUAAAUGCACAUGCACAAACACACAAAUGCUGCACAUAUGAAACAUCUUUCCAAAUGUGACUGCAUAGAACUUGUGCGCUUGUCUCAAACGUUCCACUGCUCUCUCCUUCAUUCUGUCUCUCUCUUCAUCCCUCACUCAUUCCCCUUUCUCCUUUCAUCCAUUUGUCCUUUUUGUCCCCCUUUUCGACUCCUUAAGUCACAGGUACAAACAGUUACAUUGUAUUUUCCCUUCCUGCUCUUUCUCUCUCUCCCCAUCUCUCCCUCUUUCUCUCCCCCUCUCUUUAUCCAUAUUCCAAAGCCUACAUUUUUCUCUUCCUCUUUUUUCCUGGUUUUAUCUCGUUUCUCCUCACUUGCUGGCACAUUCGCCUUCCCUCUCUCUCAUUUCCCCUCAGUCACACAUCCAGACCCCCCCCCUUCUCCUUCUCUCUCCCCCUCUCCCUCUCCCCCUCUCUCUCUCUCUUUCUCUUUCUCUGUUGCUCAUUCCCAUUCUCACUCAGGGAGACAUUCAGCAUCCCUCUCCCUCCUGCCUUCAGCACCCUUACCUUGGAACCGUUCACCCCCAGGCACUUCUCUCUCUCCCUCUCUCUCUCUCUCACUCUCUCUCUCUCUCUCUCUCUCUCUCAAGCACUCAUUUGCCCUCUCUGCUUCCCUCUCUCUCACACACACAUACAUUCAAAUGCAGCGUUACCCUCUCCCUCUCCGUCUCCGUCUCUCUCUCCGUCUCCGCCGCUCUCUGGUUCCCUCCCGCUCUCUCCCUCUCCGCGCGCUCCAUGCCAACUGACACCCAAGGACAGCGCACCCUCCCUCUCUCUCUCUCUCCGCCCGGCUUCCCGCGGCACCGGCACAUCGUCGCCCGCCUCGCCUGAAGGAGCUGGAAGAGGACGAGGAAGAGGAGGAAGAGGAGGAAGAGGAGGAGGACGAAGCAGCGGGGACCCGUAACCAUGGAGCACAGCCACAUCUUCACCUCUCUGCCCCCCAACAGCAGCGUGUGGAGCCCCAGCCAGCCCCUCCAGGGCUGUCCCCUUGGCCCCCUGCCCGUCAUCUACUACAGCACCCUGCUCUGCCUCGGCCUGCCCGCCAACAUCUUGACGGUCAUUAUCCUGUCCCAGCUGGUGUCGCGGCGUCAGAAGUCCUCCUACAACUAUCUCCUGGCGCUGGCGGCCGCCGACAUCCUGGUGCUCUUCCUCAUCGUCUUCGUGGACUUCCUGCUGGAGGACUUCAUCCUGGGCGCCCAGCUGCCCCCCUCCCUCAACAAGGCGGUGCAGGUGCUGGAGUUCUCCUCCAUCCACACCUCCAUCUGGAUCACCGUGCCGCUCACCGUGGACCGCUACAUCGCCGUCUGCCACCCGCUGCGCUACCACACCGUGUCCUACCCGGCCCGCACCCGCCGCGUCAUCCUGGCCGUCUACCUGGGCUGCCUGCUCACUAGCGCCCCCUUCUACUGGUGGCCGGACCUGUGGCAGGGGCUGCCGGGUGGCGGGGGCAGCCUGGGGCAGCAGGUGCUGGUGUGGGCGCACUGCGCCACCGUCUACCUGGUGCCGUGCUCCAUCUUCUUCGCCCUCAACUCGGUGAUCGUGCACAAGCUGCGGCGGCGCAGCUGCUUCCGCCUGCGCGGCUACUCCACGGGCAAGACCACCGCCAUCCUGCUGGCCAUCACCUCCGUGUUCGCCGUGCUGUGGGCGCCGCGCAUGGUGAUGAUCGUCUACCACCUGUACGCCGCGCCGCCCGCCGCGCCCGGCCCCGCCCGCCUGCUCCACCUGGUCAACGACGUGGCCAACAUGCUGGCGCUGCUCAACACCGGCAUCAACUUCUUCCUGUACUGCUUCAUCAGCAAGCGCUUCCGGGGCAUGGCGGCCACCAUGCUCAAGGCCUUCUUCCGCUGCCAGAAGCAGCCCGCGCCCUUCUACGCCAGCCACAACUUCUCCAUCACCAGCAGCCCCUGGAUCUCGCCCGCCAACUCCCACUGCAUCAAGAUGUUCGUCUACCAGUACGACCGGAACGGGAAGCCCGUCUGCAUCUCCUCCUGAGGCCUGGCCGCCCGGUCCGUCGGCCGAUUCGCUCCACGCCCAGCCCCGCUAACCCACCCCCGUCGGCUCGCGUAGCGUCGCCGUGGCGACCAUAUUGUCCCUCGUCUUCUUCCUCUUGCCCGUUGUCCUUCAGUUCCGGUGCGUGGGCUGAGAGAGAGGGAUGAGGAACACCCCCCUGGUGUGAGGGGGAUUGAGGAGAGGCCCCUGAUUGGCCUUUCCCCGCACCAUGUGACUGAGGCGGGGCCUUGUGCUGAGAGGGGGCAUGUCUCUCUGGCUCCAUGUUUCUCCUCGACAGCUUUGUGAAGCUCUCUGAAUCUGUGAAGCUCCAAAGCUCCGAAUCACUGGAGCUCUAAAGCUCUGAAUCUUUAAAGCUCUGAAGUGCAAUAGCCCUGAACCGGAAGCUCAGACGAUCUGAAUCUCUGAAUCUCUGAAGCUCAAAAGGUCUGAAAUCGGAAGCUCGAAAGCUCCGAAUCUUUGAACCUCCGACGCUCUGCGCACAGCCACGUUCCUGACUGACAGGCACGCGUUGCCGGGGUGACCUGAGCACCCGUAGUCUCAGCAGAGGCUUUUCUGUUAUUGUUCGACCAGCAACUCAUGCCAAGAACUUUUCCAUCUCAGAGGUGCAAAAAAAAAAAUAGUGAAUAAUAUAUAUAUAAAUAUAUAAAUGAAUAAGGGAUGGACAGGUGCCUGUACUGACUAUUGAGUUUGGAGGCGAUUGUUUGGCCUCCACACACAGAAUGUAAUUGCGAUGUUUGGGAUCCCAAUCCAGUGCCGUGCACAUUGAGGAACGGGCUGAGUGGGGGGGGGGGGGGGGAGGGCAAGCGUGCCAAUGCUACUGGUGUUCACUUUUCAGAUUUUUGUAUUUCGUUUUCUAGUAUGUACUCGUGCGUGAAGCCUUGUGGUCCUUGUGAGCGUGAUGUCACAAAACCCAGCACCGUGGCCCUUUAAAAAAAGACAAAAAAAAAGUACUUCCCCUGGUGCUGGGCGGCAUCGCAGCGUUUUAGAGUAAGGUCCCCCCCCCCCUCUCUUGGGGUGUGUUCCAACUCCUGACUUACCCAUCUCGUACCCGGGCCCAAAACAAGGAGGUGCUUCUGCCCGCUAGGUCUCGUCUUCAAAGCAACAGACAAAAAAUUAGCUGAAAUAAUUAAGGGGGCCCAGCGUCUGGCGGGAGUCCCCAUGGCCGGCCCACCGCGGCCCUCGUCCGCGCCGCGGCCAGUAACGGCGGCCAUGUUUCCCAGGGGUGCGCCGUGGACGCCAGAGCCCUGCGCCUGGGGGGGCCUGGGGGCCUGGGGGCC
Anguilla anguilla (European eel) is the source of this 3337-nucleotide messenger RNA. RefSeq names its product probable G-protein coupled receptor 139. Gene Ontology annotation, cellular component: membrane. Gene Ontology annotation, biological process: G protein-coupled receptor signaling pathway. Gene Ontology annotation, molecular function: neuropeptide receptor activity. Lineage: Eukaryota; Metazoa; Chordata; Actinopteri; Anguilliformes; Anguillidae. The transcript has 2 exons. The record is from RefSeq and is a predicted model, not a curated record. The coding region runs from base 957 to 2042 and encodes 361 amino acids.